This is a messenger RNA of Opisthorchis viverrini, 1503 nucleotides long. RefSeq lists its product as hypothetical. Gene Ontology annotation, biological process: glycerophospholipid catabolic process. The transcript is spliced from 12 exons. Lineage: Eukaryota; Metazoa; Platyhelminthes; Trematoda; Opisthorchiida; Opisthorchiidae. The record is from RefSeq and is a predicted model, not a curated record. Bases 82 to 1503 code for a protein of 473 amino acids. Gene Ontology annotation, molecular function: phosphoric diester hydrolase activity.
CGACAGCUGGAAUAGACCUUUCAUUGUACCUUCUCCAAUUCUUUUGGGCCAAGCACUUUAUACACUGAAGGCACCUAUACCAUGUUGCUUUUCAUCCUGUUGGCUGUACUGUGCUGUUAUGCUGCCUUGUCUUAUAUACUUCUGCGUUUCCCCUGCUUGAUUCAUCGGACGAAACCACUUGGACCUGUCCCCGUGCACAUCAGUCAUCGUGGAGGUGCUGGCGAACGACUUGAAAACACAAUGGAUGCCUUCCAAAAUGCUGUCUCCCUGGGCACUGAUAUGCUGGAAUUGGAUUGCCACCUCACUCGUGACAGUGAAGUUGUCAUCUUGCAUGAUCCGAAUUUGAAACGAAUUACCGGGGUUGAUGUGGAUGUCAGUAACGUCAACUACAAUGACUUGCCAAUAUACUUGUCCAAGUUGGAAGUAGAAUAUCAUCCUGGUGAGUUUAGCCCGAAGGCAAUCAUACUUUCCAGUAAAACCGACGCCAACUUGAUGCUUAUUGUCCACGUUCCUCGGGCUGCGGAUUCACCAAUCUUCUUGUUGCCAGUUAACGUUUCUAGGUUAUAUUCGAUGAUCUAUUUACAUCCAGCUGACGGACGAGUUAAGCUAAGUCAUCACUGCAAGGCCACUCCCAUGACAGAUCUUCGGUUCCUGCGACUUGAAGAAUUACUUGAAGCUUUCCCCAACGUCCUGAUGAACAUCGACAUCAAACAAGAUGACGACCGUCUGAUUCAGCGGGUUGCAGAACUCUUGCAAAAAUUUCACCGUGAAGACUUAACAGUUUGGGGCAGCUUUAGCUCCGUUGUGGCGGCCAAACUGCAGCAGGCCAAUCCACGAAUCAAGCGUUUCUUCCCGCUUGAACCGGUUCUGUGGAUGUUCGCUGGCUACUUCUUCGGGUUUCUACCCUUCAUGUCUUUGCCGUACGACUAUUUGGAGCUUCCGCUUAUCUGUGCUUUCAACCACAAAAGCUUCGCGACAAUGAAUUGUCGACGUUUAUUUCUGAACAGACUUACUUUGUGUUCCAAAAUUCCAUUUCGAACCAUGCAGUACAACAUUAAAGUCCGCAACCUUGAUCCUCCAUAUCUGUCUGCUAAACCACCCAUUCCUGUCUACCCCGAGUUGCAGUUCGACGUCAAAUGCCGCGAUUUUGUCAUCUUGGAACAAUUUUGCACCUACCUGCGACGCUUUCUCUCCCGACUGAAUCUUGAUGUAUAUAUCUUCGCGUUACCUGCCAAACUGACAACUUACCGUUUGUACCAGCCGAAUUCCACCAAUGUGCGUACAACGUUCGUACUAUCAGACUAUCAUCGUGUCGUCCGGUUGAAUGGUCUCAAGGCUAUACAUUUGCCUCUACUAGUGGAUUUGGUUCACCAAAAUUUGCCGGAAGGCGUGGAGCUAUCACUUAGUCAGAGCGACCCCAAAUCGGACGACGCCCGUUAUGUGCCUCAGUUGGAAUUAUAUGCGUUGAAAGAAGAACUGGCCAAGCUGUCGAAAGCUGGCUGA